UUGUGUAGCAGGAAGUAAAUUGAAGUUGUACGGAUUACAUAAUCGCAAAUAUAUGCGUCUUUUACAAAAUUAUUGCUAUCUAGAUACUAGAGUAGUAAAUUGGAUUAUGAGCAUUUUGGAAUGAAUUUGAAUAUUAAAGGUUAAAAAAUUAAUAAACUUUGUUUUACUAAAUAUUAUCUUUAUUUAUAAGAUGCUCGAACUGUGAACCAUUGUGUCAGCACUUGACGCGUUUUCUAAUACUUUUUAUCGUUGACUACAACAUUUCUAUUGUAAUACUUUCUACAACCUGCGAUUUUUUUCUUGUUUAUGCAAGGACUUGCAAUGUAAAAUUACUACGGCUGUAGAAAGUAUUACAAUAGAAGUGUUGCAAUCAAUGAUGAAAGAUAUUAAAAAACGUAUCCAAUGCUAUAUCGAACACAGUGGUCAACAGUUCGAGCAUAAAGAGCAAAUGUUUAGUAAAACAAUGUUUAUAUUACUUUUCUACUAGUAUUUUUUGCAAACUAAUAACCAUGCAAAUUUCCCAGCUUAUUGAUAUUUUCUGUGACCGCAAGGAAUUACGACAUAUUUGCCUGGACACUUAUAACGGAACACCUGUAUAUGUAUGUUCUUACACGUCAAAAUGUGAUAAAGAUUAUCUAUCUGUCUGUCUGUCUGUACAUUUAUUUGUCACUUAUUGUUAGAAACUAAAUGUCUUAUGUGAAACAUACAAACCUUUGCACCCAUCCUUUUCUUAGCGAAAAUCUGUGGGCAGAUAGAGUCUUCCUUCCAUUGUGUACACCCAUGACACAAGUAAAUUAUUAAUUUAAAAAUUAAUAUUUUAUACGACAAUGAGUCAGGAUAGCACGUUCUUUCAAGUUCUCUAGCAGAGACUCUCCAAUCUGUAUUCCAAUUGUUUUCGCGUCGCGACACUAUCCUUUUCACUCUGUUGCCGUUACGAGAUAUUCAUUUGUUGUCGACGCGGAUCUCGCUUCGUUUUCGUUUCCUGUCGCAGCUCGCAGUCGCAGCGCAGUACGCAACGAUGCCGCGCCGAACGGAACGAAAAAGUAAGUAACAGUAAUACCUCUUUAUUCGACUAAUAAUAAGUAUAUAUGUAAUAUUUUAUAUUUUAUUUCAUUUAUUUACAGUAAGAAGCGAAGGGUCAGCGACGUCAACGCGAGUGCAAGAUGCGGGCACGGCAAUGACGCCGCCGCCUCCACCGUCAGCAGCAGGACAGCGUACGCGUACGGCGACGACGUCAUCGUCAUCGUCGUCGCUGUACGUGCGAGUGCAAGAUGCGGGCACGGCGAUGACGCCGCCGCCUCCACCGCCAGCAACAGGACAGCGUACCCGUACGGCGACGGCGUCAUCGUCGUCGCCGUACGUGCGAGUGCAAGAUGCGGGCGCGGCGAUGACGCCGCCGCCUCCACCGCCAGCAAAAGGACAGCGUACCCGUACGGCGACGGCGUCAUCGUCGUCGCCGUACGUGCGAGUGCAAGAUGCGGGCGCGGCGAUGACGCCGCCGCCUCCACCGCCAGCAGUAGGACAGUGUGCGUGUACGGCGACGACACAAUCGCCGCCGCCGCCAGCAGCAGUAGGACAGCGCUAUGUAUUCAGGGCACGGGGGGCAGCAAGAGGAGGUGGACCACGAAAAUUCCAGAGACACGCAAUGCGCCUGGCGAGACAGAAGGUGCGGAAGGAGGAACGAUAUACGGCGCAGUUCGCACCGCACGCACCGCACGCGGUAUACGCGCCGCAUACAUACGGAUCCGCUCCGCCCGUCCCGCAUGCAUGCGGGUAUGCUCUAUACGUACCGGCCGCACCGUACGCACCGCAUGCAUACGGGUCUGCUCCACCCGCCCCGCAUGUACCGGCUGCAUCGUACGCACCGCUUGCAUACGGAUCCCCGCUUGUAUACGGGUCCGUUUCACCCGCCCCGCAUGCAUACCCGUCCGCUCCGCACUUACCGGCCGCACCGUACGCACCGCCUGUAUACGGGUCUGUUCCACCCGCCCCGCACGCAUACGGGUUCGCAUCGUAUGCGGCGCCGCAGCAUUAAAAAAUUUUUUUUAAAAAUAUAUAUAGAAUAAAGUGU
Molecule: messenger RNA, 2071 nt
Organism: Vollenhovia emeryi
Lineage: Eukaryota; Metazoa; Arthropoda; Insecta; Hymenoptera; Formicidae
Product: leucine-rich repeat extensin-like protein 2
Exons: 2
Coding region: 1178-2035 (285 amino acids)
Source: RefSeq, a predicted model, not a curated record